GGUGUAUUAGCCUAUUUCGAUGGUCAAGUAGCUCAAACAUCAGCCAUCAUUACACCCAAUACUAUAGUUUCUGUUCUUUCGACAGGGUCCAAAGUAUUACUGCUCUCCGCCGCUGCAGGCUACUUUGAGAUAGUUGCUGAUAUAAGUCGGAGACUACUUAGAAGUAUCCAGCUCCUCUUCAGUCAAAACUUUCGGGGAGGUCUGCUCGUACGACUGGGUGCUUUAAUUACCCUCCUUACUAUUGCCUUGGACCCUUUCGCACAACCUGGAGGACAAAUAUCCCGAGCUUUACGAUACUCUCUUGGGAAAGCAGGAUACCCGGCUUGGGAGAUAGGCAGAAAAGUGAGCGAUAAUAGGCGAAUGUACGCGGAUCAGCCUUUUAUCGCAGACGCUGAUUUUGCUUUAAAAGCAGCCACUAUAUUUAGAUUAGCAGCCGAUGCCCAAAGUAUCAUACAACAAAGAGCCCUCAAUUGCCCUGGAGAAGCCUGCGAAUUUUCCAAAGUAGCCUCAUUAGCGGUCUGUAGUAGGUACAACAAUAUCACCUCGUUCUUAGAGCGAACAGAGGACAAGGUAGGAACCCUUCUUAGCAGAAUCCCAGAUAGAGGCAAGACAUUACACAGUCGUCAAAAGAAUAAUCUGACCCGAUUCUCUUUGCCGAAUGGGCUUUACCUGGAUAAUAAGGAUGGUAAUCAUUUCAUGGGCCUUUAUUACAUGACGACUUUAGGGACAGGCAACCGCAGCAAAACUUUAACCAUAGCUGACAUUAAUACUUUGAUAUGGUCACAAAACAUCAUUAAGGUGAUAAAUAAUACGUCAGCAACUGAGACCAUCCUUUGGCCUAAGUAUGAAGUUCAUGCUUCUGAGUGUGCGUUGUACUACUGCGCCAGAGAGUACAACUUUACAUUCUACAAUAGCACAAAGACAGAAACUUCAAGCUCUGAAAUUAUGAAUGCGAAACAACACCCUGACUCU
Clonostachys rhizophaga is the source of this 972-nucleotide messenger RNA. NCBI's taxonomy places the organism in Eukaryota, Fungi, Ascomycota, Sordariomycetes, Hypocreales, Bionectriaceae. The record is from the annotation of a GenBank genome assembly.